This is a messenger RNA of Drosophila busckii, 483 nucleotides long. RefSeq names its product probable insulin-like peptide 1 (gene Ilp1). Gene Ontology annotation, molecular function: hormone activity. Gene Ontology annotation, cellular component: extracellular region. The record is from RefSeq and is a predicted model, not a curated record. Bases 1 to 483 code for a protein of 160 amino acids. The transcript is spliced from 2 exons. NCBI's taxonomy places the organism in Eukaryota, Metazoa, Arthropoda, Insecta, Diptera, Drosophilidae.
AUGUUGAGCAAGAGCAUCGCAAGGCAUGCAACAGCAUUUGGCCGCAGGCGGCAAUUGCUGCUGCUGCUGCUGGCGCUAUGCGUCUGCCUGAAUUGCGGCUUAAGCGCCAACAGCGGCGGCAAUGCCGAUGUGGACGACGCUCAUCCCCUGCGCCAGGGCUCACACAAACUGUGCGGUCAGGCGCUAAACGUUGCCAUGGAUGCGGUCUGCGUGAAUGGUUACAAUACAAUGCGCAAAAAGCGCAUGGAUAGUGAGCUGGCGUUGAGUGGCGGACUGGAGGCAAACGCAUUGCAAUUGCAGCCGCAGGCUUCUGGCUACGCUCGCAGUCCCCUGCUGUCCAGCAUUUAUGGCACCGAGGUGUUGAUCAAAACGCGUCGCUUGCGUCGUGACGGACCUGGCAUUCAUACGGAAUGUUGCCUGGAUUCAUGCACCUAUCCAGAGCUGCUCGCCUAUUCACAAAAUGUACUCGUAGCUAAUGAAUAA